CCAGGCUCUCCGGCCCCGCUCUCGGAAAGUUUGCAGAUGGACAAACUCGAAAAUAAAGGCAACCACGUCGACGUCAACUUCUGCAUCUACACAACUUCGUAUCUACAGUAUGCCUAGCAGCUCGAGCUUGUACGCAUGAAUAAGCGCAAAAGAACUGCUAGUAUAUCUCCUCCCCCGAUGAAGACUCAAAAGGUGCUAGACAGCUACACAUCACCACUCAGGACUAAUGCACUCUUUGAAGCUGGCCAAGCAAAGCUGAAUCACGUAUCGAACACGUCUUCAUCGGCGUCUGCCGGCGCUUCAAACACUUUGAAGCGCACGAUCAAGCUCAUCUCGUGGAACUGUGAUGGUUUGAACAAGUACCUCUCGCCAGACAACACGACACUUGACAAGUUCAUCACGCGUCGUGGUAGUCCUACUCGCAACACGGCAAAGACAAGCUUCUUGACACAGUUUCUUGCUCAGCAUUCGCCAGAUGUUUUGUGUCUGCAAGAAGUUCAUGUGUCUUCUAGCAAGCGCGCCUCGCUGUUGAGACGCCUAAAGAGUGACGCACCAAACUACGAAGCCACGUGCUGCUUGCCUGCUUCCAAUAAGCAUGCUGGUGUAGUGACGCUGUGCAUCAAAUCACUUGCUGUGAAGCAUACAAUGGAAGUUGAUUGGGACCAUGAAGGUCGAGUAUUGAUCCACGAACUUGAUGGGUUGACUUUGUUCAACGUAUAUUGCCUUAAUUCGUCAGACCAUCCUUGGAGAGAUGCUACAGGUACGAUCAAGGGCACAAGAGCCGAACGGAAGCGACAGUUUCAACGCCUGCUAGCUCAAGAGAUGCUGUUACAGUCCGCUGAGCAGCCUGUUGUUGCACUUGGAGACUUCAACAUCAGCCGAUUUGCUUUGGAUGCAACACCAGGAACCUUGAGAACGCAGGAGACGCAUGUCAAGAAUCGGCGCGAGUUUAAUGCGCUAUUUGGCAAAUUUGUUGACCUCAUUCGGGAGGCACAUCCGUCUGCGAGGAAGUACACGUGGCAUUCACGCACAGGCACAUCAGAAGCCCGGGUAGACUUGAUUUUGGCAUCUUCAGACGUUCAGAGGACUGUAUGCGAUACUAUGGAGUCUGUUGGACGUGGCCAAUCAGAUCAUUCGCCGUUGUUCGCAGCCAUCUUGAUCCCAUCUCAACAAAUUUCGGGCCAACUCUUCGACCAGUGCUGAACUGUGCUUCACUCAGAAGACUCUGCUAUACGGCUUGCUCUGCGUCUGUCAGGCUCGCUCGUGCUUCAAAUGAGCAAAUAUUUGUCCGCUUGUCAUGAGAAUCGUCGCUUUCUGGCAAACACAAGCAAAUUUGGCGCAAACACGUCAAACAAAGAACAAAGAAAUCGAUGGGAUAAAGGAACGAGCAAUUCCCCAUCUCGCAAAUCAGAACCAUCAAGCAAAGCGGCUUCUGCUCACUAAAGCUAUCAUCGAGUCGGCUGGUCCAAGUACUCACAACACUCUUUUCAAGACACAACAAACGGUCCUUUCCAUCACAAACAGCCUCACGAUGCAGUUCCUGCCAGAGUUACUCAUGUUUGCCCUCAGCAGGUAAGUCCAAGCACUCCAUC
Protomyces lactucae-debilis is the source of this 1592-nucleotide messenger RNA. RefSeq names its product Endonuclease/exonuclease/phosphatase. Gene Ontology annotation, biological process: base-excision repair. Bases 136 to 1203 code for a protein of 355 amino acids. Lineage: Eukaryota; Fungi; Ascomycota; Taphrinomycetes; Taphrinales; Protomycetaceae. Gene Ontology annotation, cellular component: nucleus. The transcript has a single exon. The record is from RefSeq and is a predicted model, not a curated record. Gene Ontology annotation, molecular function: phosphoric diester hydrolase activity; double-stranded DNA 3'-5' DNA exonuclease activity; DNA-(apurinic or apyrimidinic site) endonuclease activity.